Messenger RNA from Leopardus geoffroyi (Geoffroy's cat), 1315 nucleotides. RefSeq names its product transmembrane protein 171 (gene TMEM171). The coding region runs from base 258 to 1238 and encodes 326 amino acids. The transcript has 4 exons. NCBI's taxonomy places the organism in Eukaryota, Metazoa, Chordata, Mammalia, Carnivora, Felidae. The record is from RefSeq and is a predicted model, not a curated record.
GACUGGUUCAAGGGCAGGGAAAGUUACCAGUUUAAUUCUGGCAGACUAUUAACAAUCAAGAACCCGAAAGGGGGUUCUGUGGUAAGGCGGACGGAGCAUAAGUGUGAGCGCGGAAGGGACAGAGCUGACCUGCCCAAGGCUUGCUUCAGUACUGGAGCUAGGAGCUCCUGCCUGGAUGGCUCAGAGCUGUUGAAACCAACCACUGGAGGGAAGGAAAUCCAUUCUGCCUGGUUCUGGGGAAGGGGCCUCUUCUGGCCAUGUCUCCUGUAGCUGCUGCUGAGCCAGAUGGGGUCCAGCCAGACAGGAGUGUCAGCAAAGUCAUUUUCUUCCUUUUCGUCUUUGGUGCCAUCCUGUUGUGCGUGGGAGUCCUGCUCUCCAUCUUUGGGUUCCAGACAUGCCAAUACAAAACCUUCCCAGACUGCAGCAUGGUGCUGAAGGUCGCUGGGCCUGCCUGUGCCGCCGUUGGGCUUGGGGCUGUGAUCCUGGCCCGCUCCCGGGCACGGCUUCAGCUCCGGGAGGGGCACCUGCGAGGCAGUCAGGCGGACCCCGACAGAGCCUUCCUCUGUGGAGAGAGCCGCCAGUUUGCCCAGUGCCUCAUCUUUGGGUUUCUGUUCUUGACAAGCGGCAUGCUCAUCAGCAUACUUGGCAUUUGGGUCCCUGGAUGUGGCUCCGACUGGGCACAGGAACCCCUGAAUGAGACAGACACUGCCGACGUGGAGCCCCAGAUCUGUGGAUUCCUAUCCCUGCAGAUCAUGGGACCCUUGAUUGUACUCAUGGGAUUGUGUUUCUUUGUGGUUGCCCAUGUUAAGAAGAGAAACAACUUGAAUGUGGGCCAGGAGGCCUCUGAAGCUGAAGACAGACAGAUCCAGAACACGGAGCCUGUCCAGGUCACUGUAGGUGAUGCCGUGAUCAUAUUCCCACCUCCCCCACCACCUUACUUUCCUGAAUCUUCAGCUUCUGCAGUAACCCGAAGUCCUGGGGCUAACGGUGUGCUUCCAAAUGAAAAUCCACCUUCGUAUUACAGUAUUUUUAACUAUGGUAGGACCCCAACUCCUGGGGGCCAAGGUGUGGGCUCUGAGAGAGAUUGUGAAUCUAUAUACACCAUUUCUGGGUCUCCUUCAUCCGCUGGGAUCUCAUACACUCCGCAUCUCUCCUCUGAACUGCCUCCCAGAUACGAAGAAAAAGAAAUCGCGGCAACCACAUCCUUAUCCCCAUCUUCUGAGCCUUCCCCACCGUGACUCCAGUUCAAUUGUACAUAAAAUCAAUCACUAUUUUAUAUAAUUUGUUUUGUAAUAAAAAAAAAAAUACAGUGGCA